UUAGAGGAGAAAAACAAGAAAAAAAAUAUCCUGAACUAAUGGACUGCAGACAUAGUACAGGAGAUGCCCAGAGACUGCGGACAUAGUACAGGAGAUGACCAGAGACUGCAGACAGUACAGGAGAUAACCAGAGACUGCGGACAUCGUACAGGAGAUGACCAGAGACUGCGGACAGUACAGGAGAUGACCAGAGACUGCGGACACAGUACAGGAGAUGACCAGAGACUGCGGACAUAGUACAGGAGAUGACCAGAGACUGCGGACAUAGUACAGGGAUGAUGACCAGAGACUGCGGACACAGUACAGGAGAUGACCAGAGACUGCGGACACAGUACAGGGAUGGUCAGAGACUGCGGACACAGUACAGGAGAUGACCAGAG
Staurois parvus is the source of this 380-nucleotide messenger RNA. NCBI's taxonomy places the organism in Eukaryota, Metazoa, Chordata, Amphibia, Anura, Ranidae. The record is from the annotation of a GenBank genome assembly.